AUGAAUCGUUUAAUCAUACCACUUAAAUUUACUUUUAAACUAUUUGUCGUACAAAACAAUUUUCGAAACGCAAAUGGUUCGAUGUUAAGCGAAACAAGACAUGAAGUAUAUGAAUAGACCUCAUAUACAACGUAUUUUUUUGUCCUACGGUUUCGAGGUCCUAGAAUCUCCUUACCAUUUUCAUGUCAUAUUUUGUCGUACUGAUUUAAGCAGACUAGAGUUUUUUAUUUCCAAGUUAUCAUUUCAUGUGAAACGCGCGAUUACAGCGUUAAUGGUGAAGUAUGCAAUACACUUCCUACGAUUCUCGAACAUAAUCGAUAUUUCUCAGAAUCGAUUUCCAGGCGGGAAGAAUGGCAGACAGAAGUACAACUAUAAAGAAGAAAAAAGAAAAUCACCCAGAAAGAAAUAUCAUCCAGAAGUUCUUAGAUCACGGACCACAAAAUCCCACAAGAUGCUUGUCUAUUCAUAUAUCUUGUCUGUGGUAGUAUUGAAAUAUGUCCACAUGGUUUGCAUUGUUUUGAAUUGGAUUUGAUAAUUAAAACCUCAGCAAUCAUCUGCAUUAUUCUUUCAAUAUAAUACACAAUUGGGACCUCCUUACCAUGUUUUGAUAGACACAAAUUUUGUAAAUUUCUCAAUCAAAAACAAAUUAGAUAUUAUAGAAAAUAUGAUGGAAUGUCUCUAUGCUAAGUGCACUCCAUACAUAACGGAUUGCGUGAUGGGCGAAAUGGAGAAAUUAGGUCAGAAAUAUAAAAUAGCUCUAAAGAUUAUGAAAGAUCCUAGAUUUGAAAGGUUAAACUGCAUGCACAAAGGCACUUAUGCAGAUGACUGUAUCGUCAAUAGAGUGACUCAACACAAAUGCUACAUCGUAGCAACCAACGACAAAGAUUUAAAGAGGAGAAUACGAAAAAUACCUGGUGUGCCUAUAAUGUAUGUUUCUCAGCAUAGGUAUACUAUAGAGAGAAUGCCAGAUGCGUAUGGAGCACCUAAAAAAUAAUCACACCUUUAGUAUUAGAAUUUUUUAUUGUACAGAUUUAUAUAUAUAUAUAUACAAUAAAAUCUGCAUAUUUUAUUUUAUAAUUUUAUAUUAUAAUAAUCUUAUAUUUUGCUAAUUGAUAUGUUACGAAAGAAAUUU
This is a messenger RNA of Heterotrigona itama, 1132 nucleotides long. NCBI's taxonomy places the organism in Eukaryota, Metazoa, Arthropoda, Insecta, Hymenoptera, Apidae. The record is from the annotation of a GenBank genome assembly.